AUGUGUCUCCCAUGCUUCCCUUGGACGUGGACCAAGGUUGAAGAUCCGUACGACGAGAUGCACAAGGCCCCUGAUCAGUCCGUCUGGGUCCAUGAUGGACAGGGGUGGGAGUUGCAGAAACUGAAAGAACCAAUCAUGGCUUCGGCAGGCGCGAACCCGCUCAAGUCUCCAAAGACGCCUCGACGACCCAAGACUCCCGAGUCUCGUCAAGUGCACUUUGAACCCGAGACUAAGCCAGCGACAACUUCUGCUUUCGCCAGGGACUUCAAUUCUGGUCGUAUCACGGGAUACACCAGUGCCAAUUCUCCCAGCGGCGGCUUCAGUGCUGGCGUCAACGGUGUCAGUGCCCCAAAGACACCUCCUGGAAUCAAGGCUGCUGCUUCCACUGCUACUGCUACUGCUACUGCUGCUGUCACUUCUGCCCCGGAGCAAAAGAUCGAGACUCAGCCUACAAACUUCCCCGCUCUCGGUUUAGGCGCCAACCAGCUGCAGUGGCAUAUCAGUGCCAAUCCGACUCAGAGCCUCAGUUACCAGCUGCCUGGGUCCGUCAAUUUCAUCUCGCCCCCUCCUCAGGCCCAUCAGCAGCAUUUUUUCUCUCCCCCUCAAUUUCAUCCUGCUUCCUACAUCAGCGUAGGACCAAACGACAUCGUCAAUUCUCCGACCCCGACCCCAAGCCCUAUCACGUAUAUCGGUAUCGGCCCUCAGUCUCCCGCUCUCACCCUCAACCAAGCCAGCAACAUGGGUGACUAUCAGAACGCUGCCCCUCCUGUGAACGGGCUGCACUUCCAGCCUCCUGUUCCCGACACCACCUUUGGUCCUAUGCAGCACGUUUACGUGCCUCGUCAUGACGGUGGCCUUGCCGGUCUUCAAGUCGGUGCCCCUGCUUCUUUUAACUAUGUUUCUGCUGCCCCUUUUGCUAUUGCCCCCUCUUCCUCCUACACCACCGUCGUGGUGCCAAAGACAUACUAUCUCAACGGCUACACUUACUAUGCAAGUUCACUUAGCUGGCUUACCGUUUUGCUCUGUCUUUUGCACGAGUUCCAGCCAGCUAUCGGUUCCAUGGCUCCCCAGCCUAGUGCCUAUGGAGGCUACGUUGUCCAACAGCAGCAGCAACCCUACUACGUCCAGCAGCCGACCAUGGGCCAGCAGCCAGUUCUCAUCGCCGGCCAGCUGCAGCAGCCACAGCAGCAGUUUGUGCCUCAGAUGCAGAACGUUCCUGGCGUCCCCACGGUCGGCCUGGCGGGUGGAACUGCUGUGCCCGGCACGGUCCCCGUUUUUGCAGGUAAUGUCCCUGGUGGUGGUGGCGGUGGCGGUCACAUCCCCGAAGUCAUGGGUGUUGGUCGUACUGCGGGUGAAGAGCAGCUCCGUCAGAUCAAGUUUGCGCAUGCGAACAAGCUGUACGAGCCUCAGGAAUUCAAGCCCGCCGAUGAUGACCCUUCCCGUUUCUACUAUGUCCGUGAAGUUGACGGGAACUGGACCCAGCGCAACCGAUUUACCAUUGAUCACAUGGGUGAUUCCAAGUGUGCACAAAAAGCACAAGAGCAGCAGAAGAAGACAAGACUGCAUCGCCAACCAGCACACAUCCUCGAUUUUUGGUCCAAGAUCGUUUUAAUCAAACAAUCUGCUCAUCAGAGCGAUGCCAAUUGA
Fusarium graminearum PH-1 is the source of this 1647-nucleotide messenger RNA. RefSeq lists its product as uncharacterized. Lineage: Eukaryota; Fungi; Ascomycota; Sordariomycetes; Hypocreales; Nectriaceae. The coding region runs from base 1 to 1647 and encodes 548 amino acids. The record is from RefSeq and is a predicted model, not a curated record. The transcript has 5 exons.